AUAAAUUGUAUUCUGUAUGUUUCAGUGUAACUACAUUGUAAAUAGUGUAAAAUAGUUUGCAAGAGGAUGAGUGCAACAGCCCGUUCCACCCCAAGGGGUGGGAAGAACGCUAAAGUGGAGGCAACAUCCACCCCCAAAACACAGAAGCUGGAUGUAAACAAGACAGAAACUCCUAAAGUAAUAGGGUUGGACAAAUCUCAAGUUCCGACAGCAGAACAGAUGAGGAUGGCAGAGAUCAUGGACACAAAGAAGGAUGAUUUGGUAUCAAAAGACAUAAUAAAACAGGUGAUGGAUCUAACCCAAAAGACAGAGGAUGAAGCACUUACGGCGCUCCAUGACUGCGAUUACGACGUCAACCGAGCAAUCAACUAUCUUCUUGAGGGGAGCCCUAAGGUUAUGUGGUCAACGUCAGUCAUGAAAAAGAAAAAAAAUAGGACAGCGAGCACUAAUAAGGCAGAAGGACCAGUGAACAACCACGUGGGAGGGAAUGGAGAGGAGGGAGAUUGGGAGCCGGCUCAGAGUGAAGUGAGCACAACUACAACGGGGGGACGGGGAAGGGAGCGGCCCCGACAACGGGGCAGUGGACCUCCCCGUCUUCGUGGUCGUGGUUCCAUGGAGAGCAGAGGAUGGAGAGGAAGGGAGAACAAAGAAAAUGAGCGCAAUUUGGAAGACAACUAUAAUAGUGAACGGGGUUCGGGUGGGGGCCGGAGAGGAGAAAGAGGGGGGCGUAUGUCAAAUGGUCCAGGACGGGGGGGCCGUGGUGGGCGAGGUGGGGGUAGAUUAGGCUCCCGUACCUUCCAAAGCCGAGACAAGCCUGGACAGGGCUUCCCACGAUCCAUUGACACCUGGAACAAUCCUUCAGCAGAGGAUGCGUCAGGUGAAAAAAUGGAAAAUUGGGAUAAUGGACCUUCGGAAGAUUGGGAUGCGGAAGAGUUCAAAAACAAAAAUGAAACCUGGGAAGACGGGUUUCCAUCACCUGAGGACUGGGACAAUGAGGAAUACACGGGUUCUCUGGCUGAUAGUAAGGUAUUUACGGCAUCAUCAGGUCCUGAGCCUACGACGGCCCCACAGCCCCUGCCGGCUGAACCCCCGGUGGAUGCCAGCCUUCCUGAGUGUGACCAGACUGCCACUGCCCCGCCGCAGCCCCAGCCCCAACCUCUCGUGUUGGACAUGCAGCCUCCACAGGUAGCUCCCCAGCCACAAGCUCGCCCACCGCAAAUGACUCCUAGCCCUGUGGCGGUGGGUACAUUAACUCCGGCCCAGACACAGUACCUGAACCAGCUAGCACAGUCCAGUGAGAGCUACAAGUCAGCAGUAGGCCUGGGGGUGGCUGCUGCUUCGUUUGCCCAACAGCCUCCUACACAGCCGCCCCAGCAGUAUCCUGCUCAGUACCCCCCUACUUCUGUGCCGUUCUCAUCAAGUUAUGGGGUAACGGUUAACAGCUACAGUUCCUCGCUCCAAGAUGUGACGCCCAUUCCGACCUCGCAGCCACUUCCUGCCAGGACUAAGCAGCAGAAACCUAGAGUUCCUCCUCCUUCUAAGAUACCAUCAAGUGCUGUAGAGAUGCCACCAGGAGAUGCAAUCGCCGUGGCGCUACUGGAUGUUCAGUUUGGUGGUCUAGAGUUUGGCUCUGACACGUCAUCACUGGACACCUCCACUACUCUAGAAACGACUGGCACAACGACCACUGCUCCCACAUCAGUCCCUGCUCCCUCUGCUCCUACGUCUACGUCUGUAGCAGCGUCAGUGGCAUCCAUAAUGGAAUCUUAUGCCACUUCGGUGUCAAACACCCAGCAACAAACGAACCUCGCUAACGCUCUUGCGCAAACACAAAAGUUGACGCCGGGAGAGUCAAUGCUACAGGCGGAAGCGGUAGUGACUCAGGGGAGUGGAUACAACCAGCAGAGCACGCCCAGACCAGUCAAUACUGCAGUAAGCAGCGUGCUCACGGAACUUAGCAACAGUACAGCCAAGUCCUCAGCUGUUGACACAACACUUUCCUAUAAUUCCACUGACAGCAAUCUGUACCAGUCGCAGGCCUACCAAAAGCCCACAGCGGCUGCCACCUACCAGACACCUGUGUCUGUUUCCUCCACUUACAAUUCCUCUAGUUAUUCCACAUCACAGGUGACAUCGAGUAGUACAGGAUACAGUUCACAGACGACGGGCUACACCAACAGCGGUAGUUACGGGAACAAUGCAGUGUCACAAAGUGCACCCUCUUCAUACCCAUCGUAUAGUGGAAAUCAGACAUCAGCGUCUGCAUACUAUACAAGCUAUCCUGCCAACAACUACCAUAGCUCUGGUCAGCAGACGUAUCCGUACCAGAGUGGUGGGGCUACCUACCCGUAUCAAAACAGCAACUACCCACCGUCCGCCACGCAGCAGAACCACAAGAUUAAUGCCGCUCUUAACUCUACACAGGGCAAAGACUCACAGUACGAGAGUGGUCAGGUCAGCAACAGCAGUAUACCAGCCGUAUCUACGGUGAGCUCUGCACCAUCACUGGGUCUGUCGGCUACUAGUCAGACGGUGGCUUCCACCAAGGUCACAGCCCUCUCGACAGGUACCAACAAGAGCGGAAUCGUGGCCAAUAUUCCCCCUCAAGUGCCUCCAAUGAUCAACACCCAAUACAUCAUGAGCCAAGCGGCAGGCCUGCCGUACUUCCAGCAGCCUAUGUUCAGCUAUGAUGAUGCUCUGAUGCUGCAGCAGAGGAUAGCAGCGGGGCCGCCCAUGCCAGCUGGUUACUUCGACAUGAGUUUCCAGCAGCAGCCUACAAGUCUGGGUACAGGCCGGGAUGGUAGCCUGGGUAAUGUGGCCUACUCCAUGUCUGAUGGCAGGUUCGCACGUGCAGACAACAAUGCUUCACCCGUCCCCUCCACACUGUCACAACAGACGCAGGGUCAUCAGCAACCCAUGCUCAACCCUACUGGCCUGCCUCCAGGUUAUACAUACAUCUACGGCAGCUUCCCCACCAAUUUCCAGUAUGGCACUCCUGCACUCUAUCCUAUGGCACCAACGGCGGCAGCGGGUAACUCUACCAGUGGCCAGUACAAGGCACCUACGUACGGCUCGGCAGCUGGCUACAGCUCCGGCUAUGAGGCAGGGACUGACGGCUACAAAGUAGGCAGUGCUGGUUACACAGGCUCUCCAGCACAGACCAAAGCCAGUGGUACCCCCACCACUUCUUCAGACAUGUACACUAAGGGCCAUGCCACACUUAACAAAGUUAACUCAUAUGACAAGGCCGUGUUCCACAGUGGCACACCUCCACCAUUCAACCUGGGGGGCAGCCAGUCGGCAGGGCUAGCCCACAGUGGCACUUAUGCCCCCCCUCUGUUCAUUUCCACCCUGCCACCCCACCAACAACAUGCGCACUCAGCGGCAACGCUCAUGCACUCUCAUCAACCUCUUCAUCAGAUUGAAAUGAGGAAUCAUGGGAGACGAAUGGAUGGUGCCAGCAAUGCGGGUCCUCGGUCACAAGCCACAUCUCAGCCAAACAAGGCCGCCACCAAGCAGCCCAACUAUAGCCCAUCCUUUUGGGCGACCAGCUCCUAGACUUCGGCUGGCGAAUCUCACCACCCCCACCCUCUUAUCAUUGUUAUCAACGGGGUGUGUUAUGUUUAAAUAAUCGCCCUGUCUCUCAGUUGUGGUGCGAUUGUGAUGCUCUUCUUUUCCUGUAUAAUUCUUUGUUGUUCUACGGGCUUUGCACUCUGAAUGUCGCCUCUUGAAUGUUUUCGUCGGGGACGUCGUUUCUGAUGAUCCUUCGCGGAGGACUUGUACGAAGGAAUUUGCAUAAUGUAUUAUAUGUGUAGUCUAGAUUUUGUUUUUCGUAAAUAUUACUGAUUUAAUCAUUAUUAAUACGAGAUAAAUUGUAUUAUUUUUCGCUGUAUUUUCUAAUGCAUUUUUGUAGUCGGCAUGAAGAUAAAUUAAUUUAUCACUUGUCUCCUUGUACAUCAAAAAUAAAAGUAAAUAUUGAAGUUAAACUGUUACAUUCGGGUACUUUUUUUGUUGAUUUUGCCAAAGACCCGUGUAAAUACGGUUUCACAAGCCUGAGAUUUCUUAAUUUUAGUUGAGUUUAACAGUCAAUAAAAAAUAAGACUGAUUUUAAUUAUAAUAGACACUUGUGAUUUUCCCUUAAAUUAAUUGUAUCAUUCUAGUGUUGUGAUAAGAUAGCAAAGCUUGUGAAAUUGUGUUGAUACGAGUCGGUGGAGACUGCCAACCCCGAAUGCUCUGUGUAUGGCCACAGUCAUGUAUGUAGACUAUAGGUAAGACUGUGGAUAGUUUGCGGUUGGUCAAAUUAUAUUGUGUAUUUAUAUUUACUAAUCAUAACUCGACAGUGACAUUUCAUUUAAUACAAAAAGAUAUUUGCUAAAGUCAA
Messenger RNA from Homalodisca vitripennis (glassy-winged sharpshooter), 4381 nucleotides. RefSeq names its product protein lingerer (gene lig). Gene Ontology annotation, cellular component: cytoplasm; nucleus. Gene Ontology annotation, molecular function: protein binding. Lineage: Eukaryota; Metazoa; Arthropoda; Insecta; Hemiptera; Cicadellidae. The transcript is spliced from 19 exons. The record is from RefSeq and is a predicted model, not a curated record. Bases 67 to 3558 code for a protein of 1163 amino acids.